This is a messenger RNA of Leptopilina heterotoma, 2287 nucleotides long. RefSeq lists its product as uncharacterized. NCBI's taxonomy places the organism in Eukaryota, Metazoa, Arthropoda, Insecta, Hymenoptera, Figitidae. Gene Ontology annotation, molecular function: zinc ion binding; nucleic acid binding. The record is from RefSeq and is a predicted model, not a curated record. The coding region runs from base 265 to 1338 and encodes 357 amino acids. The transcript has 2 exons.
GCACUUAGCAGACGACUCGCACGACGCCGGCGAGACUUGUUGCUCUCGCCAGAUAGAUGCGAGCCUUCGCGAGGAUAUAUUAUAAGAUUACCGCGCUAUAAUUAUCGCUUAUUAUGUUGUAUCCGCGCCUUUCCUUGUUACUGGUAAACAAUAAACGUUUUGUUAAGUAACUCUCAGUGACUUGUUCAUUUGUUUGGAUUAUUAAUCGUUGUUAAAUAGGAUUAGCCGCCACGAGGACCAUCCGUCGACCGAUCGAAAACAACCAUGGAGAACUCCAAUGCACCCAACGUCAACGACAACGCCUCCAGCCAAGCGGAACUGCCAGUCUUACGUCUCGAGUCCACACUGGAGCAAUUACUGACAGAUUUGUCAGACCCGGCCUUCGGAGAGGAGUCACCUGGCCUUGUUGUGCUAAAAAAGGAGGACUUUCAAACCAUUCUUCUCGCGCGCCGUUUGCUCGCAAUAAAUUUGAACGAGGCAAACACUCACAACCUUAAACUCGAAGAGGAACUCUCGGAAGCGAGAAAAUUUCCCCCACCACCAAUAGGCAAUUUCUACGAGGAGCAAUUCAAGGCUGUAUACGCUAUGGCUAACGAGAAGCAACGACUAACCGAAGACCUGUUCACUGCGCAAAACAACGCGCGCAAACACGAGGAAGAAGUAGCCAAGCUGCGCCAAGAACUCGAAGCAUUCGAGUAUGACUGGGACGAUCUUCUCAAGAGUCAUAAAAACUUCAAACGCCAAGCUGCUCUCGCCAAGAAUUACAAGGACCUCUUUAGACAAACAAUCGCAGAAGUCUACACCGCGCAAGCCAAUAUGCGCGAACCUUGCCUUCGAAAGAAACUACCACCUGGCUGUAUCAACUGCAAACAAGAAGGUCACAGCCAUAAUUCUUGUCCUGAAUCUUACUCCGGAAAAUUCUGUCAAGAAUGCGACUGCCCGGACUUCAACACACAAGAUUGUCCAUGGCCUCAUUACGAAAAUAAGAAAAUUCCCUCUUUGCCGCCGCAUCUUCGUUGCAAGCGCUGCUGGCAACCAAAAAACCAGCCCAACCCCUGUUGCGCGCAAUGCAGGAAAAUAAUGAUAGAGAAGACUACCGCCAAGAAGUAUGACCUCGCCAUAGAGAUGGAAAACAAGGCUCGCAAACAAACUGCAACCACCACUUACACUGGCACCAUAUCAAAAGCACCCGCUGUCGUAGCGCAGCCCCCCACUUCCAACAGAAGGACUGAAUCGCUCAAUUUGACGGCUGACUCCAAUUCGAAGCGACCUGACAAUCUGGACACAGCUUCCACCACCUCUGAAGAAAGCGACUCACAGGCCACCAGGAGAGGAUGAUCAUCGCCAGCACUCCGACCGCCCUUGCGCUACUUCGAAACCUUUUUCUUUUCCGCGCCGUUGCGCUAUUUCCGAAAAAUUCUUAUUUUUUUUCUUUCUAUAAAUCAUUUAGUCGCGUCAUUACGCGUAUACAAAAAAAUAUACUUUUAUUUUCUUUCAACGAUCAUGCCACAAGGUUUCUUUUUUCAAAAAAAUUUUUUUUUCUCAAUAAAAAAAAACCGUAUAUUUAAGUUUAAACAGAUUAACUAUAAGGCAAAUUUUGCAAAAGAGAGAACAGCUGUCGUCGUCCAUUAUAUAAAAUAAUUUUAGUUUAUUCUCAAAAAAAGGAAAAAUACCAAACAUUUUAUUUUAUAAUUUCAAAUGAUCUCUUUUUCUUUAGUUCUAUUACUUGACCAGAAGGGAUGAGUGACCGCUUAUGGUCAGAGCGAACGGGAAUGAACCCGGGUUGUAACUCCAACCUAGAAGGGGGGAGUGUGACGACCCAGAUAGUCUUAUCUUUUUUUUACGAAAUAGUUGUUCCUUUACCCGAGUUCAUUCUCCGAGCGCAUUCAAAUUCGCGCGCCAAAGUAGCGCGCAUGACUGCACUUAGCAGACGACUCGCACGACGCCGGCGAGACUUGUUGCUCUCGCCAGAUAGAUGCGAGCCUUCGCGAGGAUAUAUUAUAAGAUUACCGCGCUAUAAUUAUCGCUUAUUAUAUUGUAUCCGCGCCUUUCCUUGUUACUGGUAAACAAUAAACGUUUUGUUAAGUAACUCUCAGUGACUUGUUCAUUUGUUUGGAUUAUUAAUCGUUGUUAAAUAGGAUUAGCCGCCACGAGGACCAUCCGUCGACCGGUAAGUUCGCUUUGCACCAUUUGCUCUUUCUUCUGGCCGAUUGGACGACUACUUGGCAGCCUUUCUCAAUCACCGUACUUGCUCGCUGCUGGAACUUUCGCUCAAGCUUUGUGCCUC